CUUAUCCACAUUCGGCUGGUCGCUUGCAACUAACCUCUCGUAACGUCGUCGCGAUGUCAAACUAUUGUACCGAUAAUUGCCAAAUUCUUGUCGAUGUCUACAAGGGCAUUUACAACUACGUACUUAGUCUCAUUGAACCAGAACCACCUUUUACGGUAGCAGGGUUUGAAGGCGUUAAUAUACACAAAGAGGUGCGGGAGGCCUGCCGAUGCUUAAUAGUUCACACUGAUCAGUUGAGAAACGUAAUGUCAGUCCUGCACAAUGCAAUGGAAAUGGGUCUCAAAAAAGAUCAACCGGCUGGACUUUUUCUCAAGAUGAUCCCGUCGUACGUACGUGCUGUGCCAAACGGUACAGAGUUCGGAGACUACUUGGCACUAGAUCUUGGAGGCACAAAUUUCCGCGUGCUUCUCAUUCGGUUAAGAGGCCGAGAUGCAGAGAUAGCAGGAAAAAUCUAUGAAAUCCCCGUGGAAAUUCAACGAGGAACCGGUGAAGCGUUGUUUGACCACAUUGCUGCAUGUAUCGCGCAAUUUACUGGGGAGCAAUUUCACGGAGAAAGAAAGAAGUUACCACUAGGUUUUACAUUCUCAUUUCCCACCAGAAUUGAAGGUCUUACCAAAGGCAUAUUGAUACAUUGGUCAAAAGGCUUCAAGGCCAGCGGAGUAGAAGGAAAGGAUGUCGUAAGAUUGCUCAAAAAAGCAUGCAGGAAGCGAAGCGAUGUUGAUAUUGACGUCACUGCAAUUUUGAACGACACGGUCGGGACUCUAAUGGCAUGCGCCUUCAAAGAAAACACGUGCCAAAUGGGUGUCAUCUUUGGGACAGGAACGAAUGCCUGUUACAUGGAAAAGCUCAAUAGGAUUGAAAAAUUGAGAGGCAAAUGGGAAAGAGAUGGACUGCCGGACGAGAUGAUAAUCAAUAUGGAAUGGGGCGCUUUCGGUGAUGAUCACUGUCUGGGAUUCAUUUACACGGAUUACGACAGGGAAGUGGAUGAAAAAAGCAUAAAUCCCGGAGUACACAUUUUUGAAAAGAUGAUCUCUGGAAUGUACAUGGGAGAAGUCGCGCGCAUUGUGAUUACAUCGCUAGCAAGAAAAGGCGUGCUCUUCAAAGGAGAUUGUCUUGCAAUCUCAAAACGAGAAUGUUUCCCAACUAAAUUUAUUUCUGAUAUAGAAGCUGAACUGGAAAAGGGAGGAAAAUCCCAAUCUUUCCCAAAAACACGUGAAAUACUCAAAGAAAUUGGUGUGAGGAAUGUCAGCGAAGAUGACUGCUUACAUGUCGCUUAUAUAUGCACCGUAGUAAGUACUAGAGCUGCCUACUUAGUGGCCGCUGGUAUUGCGCAAAUACUUAAUCGAAUAAGGCGACCAUAUCCGGUCACAGUCGGUGUUGAUGGUUCUGUGUUUCGUUUCCAUCCGCACGUGAAACAGCUCAUGCAUAACAAAAUCGGUGAACUUGUUGAUAAAGGAAUCGAGUACAAACUCAUGUUGUCGAAGGACGGUAGCGGUAUUGGAGCAGCUGUAGUAGCAGCCGUCGCAACCCGUAUCAAAAAAGAAAUGACCAAAAGUUCGAGCAAGUCUGACGCAACUGCUAAGUAACUUGAAUAUAUUCAAUACUGACGCAUGAUAUGUAUGUUGAAUCGAGCUCUGUACGUAUCAAUCGAUACUCACAACAAUAAAGUUUCGGUCA
Cylicocyclus nassatus is the source of this 1677-nucleotide messenger RNA. Lineage: Eukaryota; Metazoa; Nematoda; Chromadorea; Rhabditida; Strongylidae. The record is from the annotation of a GenBank genome assembly.